CUUAAUAUCCAGGGGCCCAGGGCGAGGAAACCUACGGUGGCCCGUAGGACUGCCCACCAAGCCUCGCGAGAAUACGGAGCUCCUCCCACAGGACGCGCUUCAGCGCCGGCCCAGGCCCCGAUCCCGCCCCCAAGAGAGGAAAGACGCGGCCGCCAUGGAUGGGCAGCCGCCCCGCGGCGGCGACGGGCCCCUGGCCGAGGCCCACGCGCACUUCCGUAGGGGCGAGCACGACGAGGCCGAGGCGCUCUACUCAGCUUACAUUCGCCAGUGCGCCUGCGCAGAUGGGGGAGCGCGUGCCGCCCCCCAAUGCUCCCUGGAGGAUCUGGCCACUGCCUACAACAACAGGGGUCAAAUCAAAUAUCUUCGGGUCGACUUUUACGAAGCCGUGGAUGAUUACGCUGCUGCCAUCGAAAUCCUGCCCCAGUUUGAGGUCCCCUACUACAACCGAGGCUUGAUAUUUUAUAGGAUGGGACAGUUUGAUGAAGCUUUCGAAGAUUUCAAGAAGGUGUUAGACUUGAAUCCUGGCUUUCAAGAUGCAAUACUGAGCUUAAAACAGACUCUUCUAGAUAAAGAAGAAAAACAAAAAAGAAAUUGUUAGAAAUCCUACCAUAAUUAAAACUUCUACUGAUUUUUUUUCACCUGAUAAUCAGAAUUUUGUUUGUUAUUGACUAAAGCAGAACUCUUGGAGAUAUUUUCAUUCCCCCCAAAUGCUUGAUAAUCAGGUGGGAGCAAUGCUGGGCCCAUGGCCUGGGUGGUUUUCAGGAUGACUAAACAGGGGCAGUCAUUUUAAAUGCUUGUGUUGAGCGAUGAUUUUCAAAUGUUCAAAUAUUUGAAUGGGUAAAAAUGUGCAUUAUUGUAGCUGAGAGUUACAGAGGCGUGCAGUUUUUCUUUAAUGAUCCUAUUGUAGUAGGUCAUUGUUAAAACAAAAAUUACUGGGAUAAAAAAAAAGAAUUAACUUCUCCAUGAAGUAGACUUUGAAGUCGUGCAUUCCUUACAUGGUUAUUGUCAAGAAGGUACUUAGCGCACCUUAGCAGCCUCCUGAGAGCGGUAGGCUGCCAUCUUACCGUGGAGCAUCUGUGUGGUGAAUGGACAGAUGUCCUUGAGAUGACGAUAUGCUCUCUACAGAGACUGUGCAGAGAGCAUGUCAGAGGACACUGAUUUUUCUGGGGAGAAAUAUGGAUGACCUGCUCAUAGGAAAUAACCCUAAAAACCCAGUCUCCUGUGGGGCCGACUCAGUUCUGUGGGGAAUCGGUGGCCUUGUGUUUUUCGGAGAAGAGAGCUGAUGAAGCCCGGCCUGUGCUGACAGACUAAAGCAGAGCCUCUUAAUGUGGGAUCCAUGAAAUGGUGGUGGUUAAAACUAUUUUGAUGCUCAUUUUAGUAGCAUAGGUUUCUUUUGUAAUGAUCUGUACUUUAUCUCCCAGAGGCUUUCACCAGAUUGCCAGAAGGCUCCAUCCCAUAACUGAAGCCUCCUUAUCUGGGGUUGGGGUCUUUGAUCCUUUUCCACACCAUCCCCUUAACGAGAUUCUACAGUGGGGCUCGAGCAGCAAGCGCCUUUGAAGACUUCAUGGGGGUCACAACACAGUCAGGUGUGUGAACCCACCGGCCCGUCCCCAGAACUUCGGAGCCUUCAGAAGAGCUGGGCCUGGUGCCAGAAAAUCUGAAGUGAGGAGCUGUUUGCUGCUCUAGCUUCAGAGAGAGUUAGAUCAGUGGGUUUUUGUGGGAAGAGAGCAAGCCUCCGCGACCGUCCAUCUUCAUAUGGGAAACCAAUUUGGUGGAAGCCAUGAUUCCAAGUGAGUGAUCUCAUGAAGAACAGACAGCUGUCGCCGCCACCGCCUUGUUUGUGGUUCGGAAAGAAGGCCUGGCAAAUUCAGGGGAGAAUUUGGGCUUCAGGUGCAUGUCAGGGAGGAGGAAAUUAAAUUUGAUGGUCUAUGAAACUGCAUUUGGGGGUGUAACAAUUGGAAUGAUGCCCCCUGCUGGAGACUUACUGUAGAAGAGUUCCGCCCAUGAAGUGAAGGUCUUUGAGGGCAAGACCAGGAGUCUUUUCUUUGGCGUCAGGCAGUGACGCUGGC
Messenger RNA from Dromiciops gliroides (monito del monte), 2069 nucleotides. RefSeq names its product tetratricopeptide repeat domain 32 (gene TTC32). Gene Ontology annotation, molecular function: protein binding. The transcript is spliced from 3 exons. Bases 155 to 598 code for a protein of 147 amino acids. NCBI's taxonomy places the organism in Eukaryota, Metazoa, Chordata, Mammalia, Microbiotheria, Microbiotheriidae. The record is from RefSeq and is a predicted model, not a curated record.